AUUCCUUUCCUUCCCUUAGCGUGGCGUGGGGGUUGAAAUCUGACUCCGUCCAUUGGACGUUCCAGAUUUAUUACGCUUUAGCUUACUUCCCUUAACCGGACACAGCUCAUCCUUAGAAAAAAACUUCAUCCUCAUAUAUAAAUAAAUUUCUAUUUUUAAUUUAGGCAUUAAUUUGAUUCAUUUUUUUUUUUGGAAAGGAAAUUAAUUAAUUAAUUAAUUACUUGUCUCCAAGCAUUAUGCAAUUUGUCUCACUGGUAAUUGGUCGGCCAAGAGGAGAGUUGGGGUUGUUUAGGUGGGGCCCAAUUUUUCUGGGCCCCACUCCAGAUCUACAAAUAACGCUAAUAAUCAUAGAUACAGUAACAGUAGUAGUAUAUAAGAUCAGAUCAGAUCAAUCAUCAAUUCAUUAUGUGCUUACGUCGACGGCUAAUCCAACGGUUUACAAGGCGCCGAAAGCACAAUACAAUCGGCUGAGAUUGAGAGAGAAGGCUCUCUAAACAAAACGGCUUCAACUUAAAAGCGCCGAACUAACCAAGGAAACGGUGCCAUGUCAGCACAUAAGAAUAAGCGUUUUUCUUAAAUAAAUAAAUAAGAAAGAACAGCUUGUUUAUUUUUCCGCUUUCUCUUUUUUUAUAGCUAUAUUACUUAUUAGUAUUCAUAAUAAUUUCUACAUAUGAACACAAAUGGAAUUUCUGCAGAGCUCCGGGAUCCGCGUUUCUCGAUCAUAGCGAAAGAGUUUCAAAAAAAAUCCAUUUCCAAUCUUCUUCUUCGCGCGUAAUCGUCAUUGUUGACAUUCUCAUCUACUUUCAUAUUUUGUUUGAUUGCAAGAGAUGAAAGUUUGAAGGGCAUAGCAUUAUUAUUUACGGAGAAGGUUUACUGAAAUUUUCUUUUGGGUUUAAAUACGUAUAUUAACCGAAAAAGGAAAAAGGGAAAGAAGCGAGACAAUGUCAACGAGGAGUGAACAUCACACGGUACCACUUUCGGUGUUACUGAAGCGUGAAUUGGCUAAUGAGAAGAUUGAGAGACCGGAAUUAAUUCAUGGUCAGGCGAGUCAGAGUAAGAAAGGAGAAGAUUUCACUUUGAUUAAGACAGAAUGCCAAAGGAUGGUUGGAGAUGGCGUUUCUACCUAUUCCGUUUUUGGGUUAUUUGAUGGACAUAAUGGAUCUGCAGCUGCCAUUUACUCUAAGGAGAAUCUUCUAAACAAUGUCUUAAGUGCCAUACCUUUAGAUCUUAACAGAGAUGAAUGGAUAGCAGCAUUGCCAAGAGCUUUGGUCGCAGGCUUUGUCAAGACAGACAAAGAUUUUCAAGAGAGAGCACAAAUGUCAGGAACAACUGUCACUUUUGUGAUUAUUGAAGGAUGGGUUGUAACUGUUGCCUCUGUUGGCGACUCCCGCUGUAUACUUGAAGCAGCUGAAGGAGGCAUUUAUUACUUAUCUGCAGAUCAUAGGCUUGAUUGCAAUGAAGAGGAGAGAUCACGUAUCACUGCAAGUGGGGGUGAGGUUGGUCGUCUAAAUACUGGCGGUGGUGCUGAGAUUGGUCCUUUGAGGUGUUGGCCAGGUGGCCUUUGUCUUUCACGAUCCAUUGGGGAUAGGGAUGUUGGCGAAUACAUUGUUCCCGUUCCUUAUGUUAAGCAAGUGAAGCUGUCUACUUCUGGUGGUAGGCUGAUCAUUUCAAGUGACGGUGUUUGGGAUGCUUUAACUGCGGAAGCUGCUCUUGAUUGCUGCCGUUCGAUGUCAGCAGAUGCUGCAGCUACGCAAAUUGUGAAGGAAUCUUUACAUGCGAAGGGACUUCGAGAUGACACAACCUGCAUUGUGAUUGAUAUAUUACCUCAAGAGAAGCCACCUGCUCCGCUGCCCCCACCUAAGAAGCAGGGAAAAGGAGUGUUUAAGUCCAUGUUUCGUAAAAAGUCAACUGAAUCAACUUCUUAUGUUGACAAAGAGUACAUAGAGCCAGACGUGGUGGAGGAAUUAUUUGAAGAGGGCUCUGCUAUGCUUUCAGAAAGGUUAGACACGAAAUAUCCACUCUGCAACAUGUUUAGGUUGUUCACAUGUGCUGUUUGUCAAGUAGAAGUGAAACCAGGAGAGGGCAUUUCAAUACAUGCCGGCUCAUGUAAUGCAGGAAAGUUGCGUCCCUGGGACGGCCCUUUCCUUUGCUUAAGUUGCCAGGAGAAGAAAGAAGCCAUGGAAGGAAAAAGGCAUUCUGCUGAUAGGUAUAGUAGUGGAAGUGAAUAGCCAACAACCCUCCACGGGUAUUUUUGCAAUUUGAGAGCAUUAACUAUUAUUUUGAAGUUGAUCAUAAUUGGGAAGCUGAAGCUUUUUCAGGAGAAUAGUUUAUCUGUGAGCAUAGCAUUUAGGUCCAUUGUGCUGUUCCUACUUCUAUUAGUUGGACCCCAACUUGGAUCUUCAUCUCAUCUUUUCAUGUUCCAAAUCAGAAGAUUCCGGCUACACAAUGCUUGCAUUUUCAGAAGAUCUCUUUUCUGACUUCAGAUUCAGAGUGAUCAAAACAGUGCAAAAUCAAACCUUUACUGAAAAAAAAGGUGGGUAUUGUGGAAGGAUUGGAUAAAACUUGCCUGUGCAUAUUGUUUUCAGAGGUAAUAACUUUUCUUUCUGGAUCCACAAUGUUCCAGUUCAUAGAGUUACUAACAUUGAAUGAAAGUAGUAGUUUAGGAUGUAAUAUUAUUAUAUACGGAGUUGGAAAGAGACCUCAUUAACUUUCAUUUCGAAUUAGGAAAUCUUUGUGUUUGUAAGCAAUCUGAAGUUAAAAAGAACUUUGAAUUAGGCAAUUAAUUUAUUUUUUUUCUCUUUUUCCAAAGAGUAAUUUGAUUCUUAGCUUUAACAAUGCUGUUCUAAUGUGUGGAUUCUGCCUCCCUAUAUUAUAUUGUAAAACUAUUUUACCCUAACUUAAACCAUUUUAUAAAUGGUUGAGGGGAUUUAUAAUUUAAAGGUUGUCAUGAUUUUGUCA
Messenger RNA from Cannabis sativa, 2958 nucleotides. RefSeq names its product probable protein phosphatase 2C 12. The record is from RefSeq and is a predicted model, not a curated record. Gene Ontology annotation, molecular function: protein serine/threonine phosphatase activity. Gene Ontology annotation, biological process: protein dephosphorylation. Bases 942 to 2228 code for a protein of 428 amino acids. The transcript is spliced from 10 exons. NCBI's taxonomy places the organism in Eukaryota, Viridiplantae, Streptophyta, Magnoliopsida, Rosales, Cannabaceae.